Anarrhichthys ocellatus (wolf-eel) is the source of this 2882-nucleotide messenger RNA. RefSeq names its product small G protein signaling modulator 2-like. The transcript is spliced from 7 exons. Gene Ontology annotation, molecular function: GTPase activator activity. The record is from RefSeq and is a predicted model, not a curated record. The coding region runs from base 2115 to 2855 and encodes 246 amino acids. Lineage: Eukaryota; Metazoa; Chordata; Actinopteri; Perciformes; Anarhichadidae.
CUAGAGAGAAUGCAGCGUUAACACAUGAAGCUUUGACUUCACUUGGCAGAACCGGAGGUUGCCUCCUGAACCCGACACACUGGCUUCUUCUUGUUGUCGUCCUGAUAUCCGAGAAGUUUCUCACCAACGACAAUGCAUAUAAAUUUCAAUCAAUUAAUCAAUCAAAGUCUUAUUUGUGCAGCACCUUUCAAAGUGCUGCACAAAUGAUAAAACUGCUGGAAAAACUAGCUUAAGCUUUUUUAGUGACAUCUGCAAAUGACGAAUAACUUUUAAAAGAGACCCCCAAACAUUUUGCUAUUGAGGCUUUCAGGGGGUCUCAUGACAUCAUCGAGCCCCACGUACAGGAAUAACCCACAUCAAGCUGAUCCAGAGCUCUUUAUAACUCACCCUGACGUAUUCCCUUUCAUCAUCCAUAUUCAUCCGUCAGCUUUAAAAUGCAAUCUGCUUGUAAUCAAUUUGUUCCAUUCAGUUAGCUGCAUGUUGACAUUUGUUGACAUUUACAUUUCUUUGGUAAAGGCAGCGCACGGAGAAGAAGAAGAGACAGCCCACUGUAGGAAGGGAUGCUCCUGUAAAGGAGCUGUAUGGAGCCCUCUAGAUUAUACGGUCAUGUGAACAGAUGCUUAGAGGCGAUACAUCAUCGUAGGAUGCAUGAUUUAGCUCGUUGUGCUGGUUUAUGAAUGAUGUAUGCACAGUGGAGUAGUGCUAUAUUCACAUUUAACUUCUAAACAUUACAAAGGUCAAUGCAAAUCUAAACAUUCACAGACUGACCGUGAAGGUUGCUUCUUCCUGUGGAACAAUAAACGUUUUAUUUUAAUUUUGGAGAUGUGCUCAGACAGCUUAAACUAGCAGCUAUAAGAAUACAAAUCUGUUUUAUAAUUACAAUUAUAGACUUCAUCGUAAUAAAAAACUGCCAAUAUCAACCUUUCUUAUGUCACAUCUACCGGAACAAACGGACUGAGAGCAUCAUCCUCUGACCGUGUAGAGAGAUUCAACACAGAACAGCAGAAAAGAAACAAGUUGAGACUCGAACAGAAAGUUUGACACGAAGUGUUCAGGAGGAGAUGCUCAUGUUUCACGUCAAAGCAAAACUGCAGCUUUGAUUUGGAAAAGGAAGUCUCUCUUCCAUUCUGUCUCUUCUCUGACAUCAUCCUAAUCCCCCCCGCCCAAUCGCCUGGAGUAAUCACACACACACACACACACACACACACACACACACACACAGACAUGCUUCUGCAAAGUGGUAGGGGACUGCAAAAAUCGUGACUUUGCACACACACAUGAAUGCUGGGGGGGGGGGAUUGCUAACGUCGUGACUGCAGCAGCCGAGCCAAUCUCCCCCCCCCCGGCACAGCUUGUUGAAGUGUGUGAAUGUUUUACGUCUGAUUGAUGCUGAAGUGCCAGAGAUCUGACUCCGUCCUGGAUGAAAGUGCUCCUCUCUGCGUCGUGCAUAUUCCUCCAUAUUCAUGACUUACUUCAGUCGGCUGGUCUCUAACGCAGAGAAGCAGCUUUGUGUCCGGCAUGCUGCAGAUUUACUAUUACAAUGAACGCCAGUAUUUAACAGCUCAUUAUGCUGUUGAGUGUUGCCUCCAGAUGGUCAAUCAUUUCCAUUUAUUAACCUUCGCAUUGCUUCCUUGUACCCACUUUAUUUGCACACGUUUCUGCAGAUUUGCAGCUUUAAGUUGUUGUAUGUUUUGAGUCAACUAUUACUUUUACUACACUUAAUUCCUCUCGUGUUAAACCAUAAUUAGCAUCUUAUAGUAGACAUUAAAGGGAUGUACUUCUUCAUAGUCAGGGUAUUACUACAGUACAUGGUGUACGUUAAUAAAGGUCUUCAUUAAGCAGACGGGAUGCUGAAAACAGGCGUGAACUCUUCUCUGUAUUGUUGUUAGGGUUAUUGACCCGUGCUUUGUUUCCCCUGCAGGAGAACCCAGAGCGUUGGUCAUGAACCUCUGAGGAGACAGGGCUCCUCCACCACCUGCCGGCCCCCUCAGCCGCUCUCCGCCCAGGCCAUCAAACACAUCUGGGUCCGGACGGCUCUGUUCGAGAAGGUCCUGGACCAGGUGGUCCAGUACAUCGUGGACAACUCCAGUAAAUACUACGAGAGGGAAGCUCUGAUGCAUGACUCAGUGUUCGGUCCCAUCCUGGCAGCCCUGCUGGUGGGGCCCUGUGCUCUGGAAUACACCAAACUGAAGACGUCGGAUCAUUUCUGGACCGACCCCUCGGCCAACGAGCUCGUCCAGCGCCAUCGUAUCCACGGAGCCCACCGGGGCCAAGACACCUCAUGCGGCCGCCGGCCCGCCCUCGGGAUCCGUAAGAGGCAGUCGAGCGGCAGCAUGUCAGAUGACCGGUUUGCUGCGUCAGCGAGGGAGUACGUGGAGUCUCUUCACCAGAACUCCAGAACACAUCUUCUCUACGGCAAAAACAACGUCCGGGUGCAGCCGAAGAAAGAGAUGGAGGUGUUGCGGGGCUACUUGUCGCUCCACCAGGCCGGAGAUAACCUCACCCUGAAGUGGACGCCCAACCAGCUCAUCAACGGCACGCUGGGAGACUGUGACCUGGAGAAGAGUAUCUACUGGGACUAUGCUCUGACUGUCCCUCUGCGCCAGAUCGUCUGUAUCCACUGUCACCAACGCCCUGAUUGUGGUGGCACACUGGUUCUGGUCAGUCAGGAUGGAAUCCAGCGGCCGCCUCUCCACUUCCCCCCCGGUGGUCACCUGCUGGCUUUCCUCUCCUGUCUGGAAACGGGCCUUUUACCUCGGGGUCAGCUGGAGCCCCCCCUCUGGUCCCAGAAAGGCAAGGUGAGUCACCUUGUUAGAGUUUUAUUCACAACCGCACUUUCAAGUUUGAAAAAGUGAAGUCAAAGCUUCAUGUGUUAAAGCUGC